Messenger RNA from Pogonomyrmex barbatus (red harvester ant), 2319 nucleotides. RefSeq names its product F-box only protein 21. NCBI's taxonomy places the organism in Eukaryota, Metazoa, Arthropoda, Insecta, Hymenoptera, Formicidae. The record is from RefSeq and is a predicted model, not a curated record. Gene Ontology annotation, molecular function: DNA binding; protein binding.
AAAAAAAACGUGCAGAUGACGGGAAUUUUUUUGUUGGGGUAAUCUGGGAGUUCGGAGCUAGUUGAAGCUUGAGGUCGGUUAGUGGUCAGUAAUCUGUGGUCUGUUCCGUGAGUGGUAUGAGUGUGGGAUAAGAAGUCGAAUAGACAGGUGACAAGCUCCGUGUGAUCGUACAGUGAAUCCGAUCACUCGCAUAACAGUCUACGAUUUGAUGUCGAAUUUCUGUCGAUAAUCAUGAUAACGUUACUGUCUACCGAAGUAAUCAACAUCAUCCUGCAGCAGCAGAGCAUCAGCUUCAAGGACGUCGUGAAUUUUAGUCUUACAUGCAAACGAUUCCUCAAUAUACUCAACGACAACAUGCUGUGGCAGAAGAAGGUUUAUCAGAGGUGGCCUCAUUUAAGAAGACUUUAUGAAAAAGAGAUACAAAAUUCAAAAUAUAUAAAUUUUAAAGAUCAAGUAAAAGUCAGCAUAGAAUGUAAAUAUAAAUUGGAGCAUUAUCUAUCGUUGAUGGCCAAAAAACAUUUUCAAAAAGACGAAUUAUGCGAUAUUGAUAUGGAAGAUUUUGAUUGUUUAUUUCGCCCAAAUAUGGGUGCGCAUUCUAUGAGUUACCAUUUUUUCAUGGCUGAGUUAAUAUAUUUGACUACGUUGUCACCAUAUUCCAAUGAUUGUAACUUGACGCAUCAAUAUUAUGGCAAGAAACUUCUUUCAUAUGUGCAUAAGUGUUAUCUAAAGGAAGCAUGGAAAGAGUUUAUCAAUAGUCCCAAAGAACAACAAAUUUUAGAACGAGCAGCUACCAUUGUAACACAAUGGUAUCAGCCUCUGAAACAUAUCUAUUAUUUAGAUGUGGAGGCUGAACUGGACAAUAUCGCAAAACAGGUAUUGGAGGACCUUAAAAAAGCACACCCUACACAUCCAAUAUUUUCGACGUCGGCUAAGCAAUUUUCUUUUUGGAAAUGCAACAACAUCGAUAACAAUCAAUGGAGCAGGCAGAUAGAACAGCAGAUUAUAGAUGCAGUUCGAGCAGUUUUAUUUGUUAAAUUAGGCUUCUGUGGAACUGAUGAGCUUAUGAGCAAUGAAGAAAACAAGGUUUAUGAACUAGAAGAAAUUAUCAUAGACGGCGUUUUAAAAAACAAAAUUGGUAACUCUAUAACUUUGGCAGUAAUAUUCCACAGUGUGGCGAGAAGGCUUGGCGUACGCUGCAAUCUAAUAUUCGUUCCUACUCAUCAUUUUUUAAGUUGGAAGCCUAAUACAGAAAAUUCUGAAGAUGAAGAAUAUCUCUAUAUUGAUAUUUUACAAGGUGGAGCUAUUCGAAGCAAGAAUGAUUGUCCUAGAACUCGUGGUAGAAGAUGUCCUAUAGAAAAUUUCAAUAAGCAUUUUGAGAUGAAUCCUUCACAGAUGGCAUUACGAAUGAUUAACUAUUUGCAAAUGGUUAAUCCUAAUUAUCAACAUCAUUAUGAUCGAUCUCUACAAUUGCGUUCACUAUUGGAAUUCCGAUAUAUGUUGAAUCCGUUCGAUAGAGAUACUAUUCAGCAAUUAGGUCUCCAUUAUGUGCAGAAUCACAUAAGAUUAUCAAAUAUCAGAAUUCCAUUAGAAAGGAUACUGGAGUGCUGCAACGAUGACUCUAUAGAAGGACGGCAAAUUGCCUCCAUCUUAAAUCGGUUCGGACGAAUGGCAAGGCUUAUUGAGCCAGAGUUAGCACCUACAAAUGUUAUAACACCACAAGAAAGGCCGUGUAAAAUGAAAUAUGCAGUUGGGAUGAUCAUGACUUGGAAUGAUAGAGAUGAUAUGAAUCAUACUGGAGUAAUAAUUGGUUGGAGUAAAAGUUAUAAUACAUGCAUGGCUAGAGAAUCUAGAUUUAGAAUUUUACAUAAUCAAAGGAUUCCUGAAGCCAUUACUUUAUCACAACCAUUUUACACUAUUCUGUGUGAAAAUGGCGAUAAGUACUACGCUGCCGAAGAUUCUGUAAUAGAGGCAGCUUUACCAAAAUUUAUCCGACAUAAUAAAAUUGGUCAAUAUUUUUGUAAAUAUGCGUGGUCUCAUUAUGUACCAAACGAAGUACUAGCGACAUAUUAUCCACAAGAUAUGGCGUUUCUUAAUACGCUUCGUCUACCAUCAUCUUUUGACUAUCCACAUCUUUAACCUUUUUUUUUUAUAAAAGAAUUAUAAGAUAUAUCCUACGCCUUUCUUACUCAUUUAUUGCUCAUAGUAUUAUUUUGACUCAGGUAUGCCUUUAUAUAUAAUUAAUUUAUGUAUAAUUUAUAUAUUAUAUGUACUGAGAAAUUAUUGAUUUAGGAAUGAGAAAACUGUGAUGUAUAAAUAAUU